This is a messenger RNA of Labeo rohita (rohu), 1758 nucleotides long. It is a transcript of the gene psip1a, whose product is annotated as PC4 and SFRS1 interacting protein 1a. Gene Ontology annotation, cellular component: nucleus. Bases 155 to 1429 code for a protein of 424 amino acids. The record is from RefSeq and is a predicted model, not a curated record. Gene Ontology annotation, biological process: regulation of transcription by RNA polymerase II. Lineage: Eukaryota; Metazoa; Chordata; Actinopteri; Cypriniformes; Cyprinidae. The transcript is spliced from 15 exons. Gene Ontology annotation, molecular function: transcription coregulator activity; double-stranded DNA binding.
AAAAAACAAAAGAAGAAACAGAAUGGGCCAUUAUAUAUCAUAAACCCGUUUCGAAGAGAAGAGAAGAGAAGAGAGCAGAACAGAACAGAGCAGAACAGCAUCACUGGGGGAAAGCUUUCUUAGAUAAACAAGGAGGUGAUCCAUCUGUCUUGACAUGGCUCGGGAUUUCAAACCUGGCGAUCUGAUUUUUGCUAAAAUGAAGGGUUAUCCCCACUGGCCAGCAAGGAUUGAUGAGAUUCCUUAUGGAGCUGUCAAACCGUCAAAUAUAAAGUUUCCUAUCUUCUUUUUUGGCACUCAUGAAACAGCAUUUUUGGGUCCUAAAGACAUCUUUCCCUAUUUGCCUAAUAAAGACAAGUAUGGCAAACCUAACAAAAGGAAGGGCUUUAAUGAAGGCUUGUGGGAGAUUGAAAACAACCCUAAAGUGGAGCUUAACGGACAUAAGAUAAUGAAUGCUGGAGCAGGUUCUGUUAAGGACUUAAGCAGCAGCCAAGAGGGGGAUGAUGAGAAGAGGAGAAAGUCUGCUCAAGUGGCUGGAAGUGAGGUCGAGGUGGAGGAGGACGAGGAGGGGGAGGAGGAGAAGGAGGAGAAGGAGAAGGAUGAUUGUGGUGACAUGGAGGUUUCUGAUCAGGGUCAUAUGAAAGAUGAAGACCCAUCACAGAAAGAUACCACAAAUGUCUCUGCCAAAGUUAAAAGAGGAAGGAAGAGAAAGAUUGAAGCUGAACAAGACUCUGAUACAGAAAACUCAAGCCCCACUUCAAGUGCUCCUGGGUUAGAUUUAUUAUCAGCAGGUGGACCAGUUCCAUUACUAAAGCGCAGAGGAAGGAAACCUAAAAUGGAGAAAUCACUACUACUUCAACGGGCUUCAAAAGAGCCACUGAGGUUAGGAAAAGAUGGAAAGAGAGAUGACAGAAAAGGAGACAAGAGAAAGGAAGUUUCUACAGAGUCCAGACUACAGAAGUUGCAUGGGGAUAUUAAAACAUCUUUGAAGAUUGAUAACCUUGAUGUGAGGAAAUGUUUAGUUGCAUUGGAUGAGUUAAGUUCAUUGCAUGUUACAACUCAGCAUCUUCAGAGACACUGUGAACUCAUAGCUACUCUAAAAAAGAUCCGCAGGUUCAAAGCCAGCCAGGAUGUGAUGGACAAAGCCACAAUGCUUUAUAAUAAGUUUAAAAGCAUGUUUUUGAUGGGAGAAGGAGAAUCAGUACUCAGUCAGGUGCUCAAUAAAAGUCUAACUGAACAGAGACAGUUUGAAGAGGCCAAGAGGGGAGUGCUAAAAAACACAGAACAGACCAAAGAGCAGAAAGAUACCAAUAUUUUGAAUGGAGACUUCAAUCCUGAAGAGGAUGCUGAGACAGGAAAGGACAGAUCAGGAGAGAAUGUCUUAUCUGUGGUGAAAAACAAUGUGACCAGUCCUUCAGAAGAGUCUGUCUGAAGAUGUUUGUUCACCGAAGAGCCACCAGCUUUAGCUGCCCAGCGAAAGAUUGUUCCCAUAUUGCAAGCGUCCUACAGAUCAUUAUUUUUGCACACUUAUUUUUUCCAGUCAUUGUAAAUACAUUAGUAAUUUUAAUCUCAAUAUAUUUUUGUUUACAAUACCUACUUACAUUUAAGUUUAGCUUUAUUCUGCUGUUGCAUCUUUAAAAUUGUCUCCCAAGUUUAUUUUAAUAGUCAAGUUUAGUUGAUUUUUGCUUGAUUCAACAUUCAUGCUCAUAACCCUGCUGUUAUAAAACUUGUUUUAGCCUUAAUAAAGUUUACCUCAGAACA